Adineta steineri is the source of this 1398-nucleotide messenger RNA. NCBI's taxonomy places the organism in Eukaryota, Metazoa, Rotifera, Eurotatoria, Adinetida, Adinetidae. The record is from the annotation of a GenBank genome assembly.
AUGUCGACCAGUUUAGUUCAAUUUUAUGAUCCUAAAAAGAAACGUGUUGUAUUAAUUCCAACACGACUUCUUUCCGAAUUAAAACCAAAAAUUGUUGAAAUAUUUAUUGGAAAAAAUUCUACAAAAGUAAAAAUGGCUCCAAAAUGGUUUAAACAUGAUGAUCAAAAUGAUUCAUUAAAAAAUAUAAUUUAUCCAGAAAAUGUUAGUGAAAAACAACAGUACACAUAUAAUACGGUCGCUCGGUAUCGUGCAGCUGCCAAUAAACCUAAUAAUAAUUUUGCGAAUAAAUCUUUAAAAACUAGUGAAGAUAAUACUGAAACACUUAUAAUUGCUCUUGAUAAUUUUGUACAACAAUUUGGUGGACAAUUAAGUUUUACUAAUGAAAAUGUACCAUUUAAUGAAACAGCUCAUCGUGCAGCUUGUGGUGUUGGUAAUUUAAGUAGUGCUCAUUUAUUAGCUACUGAUUAUAUUCCUACAGCUCAAUUUACUUUUAAAACUGAUCUUGAUUAUCAAACAGAUUUAGCUCGAUCAAGUGAAACUAUGCAAGAUUUUAUCUUAGAUUUUUCCAAAUCUAUUGCCAAUAUAUUAGAUUGUCCAAAUGAUUAUGUACGAGUUAUUUCUGUUGAAAAACCAAGUAAAAUUCGAAGACAAACUAAAAUUAAUUUCGGUAUUAGUACACCAGAUCCAGCUGAAACAGAAAAAUAUGUAGAAGAUCUUAAAAUUCGUGCAAAAAAAGGUUUUUCAAAUCAUCGAAUUCUCAAACAUGUUAAAGCAGAUAACUAUGAUUGUAAAUGGAUACCUUUGAUUAAUUUUUUUCAAUUAAGUCCAUCUGAUUUUGUUCCUGAAUUUAAUGUUGAUUACAGAUCUACUAUGCCAACAGAAGAUAGACGUGGAGAUUUACCAUAUUAUUUACCAAUCGGAUGGUAUCGUCAUGCACUUAAAGUUCUCGAUAAAUAUCCAGAUGAUAAAUUAUGGAUUGGCAGUAAUAAUACUGAUGGAGAAUUUGCUGUUGCUUAUCAUGGUACACAUGCAGGAGCAGUUCAAGGAAUAAAAGAAAAAGGUCUUUUAAUCACUUCGGUAGAUCUAAUGAGAGAUGAAGCUGUUAGACAAAAAGGAGAAGAAUUUGAUAAACCAGGCCUUUAUGUAGCAACUCAUUGUACAGGUGGUUCUCAUCCAACUUAUACACAACCAUUUACAAUUCAAUCAUCACAAAAUAAAAGUGAAACAUUUCGAGUUGUUUUUCAAUGUCGUGUUAAACCUAAUGAAUAUACAGUUCAUACAAGUCCAGUUACAAGAGGACAAGCUUGGCGUUUUGUUGAUCCUAAUGCUAUUCGUCCAUAUGGAAUUUUAGUCAAAAAUGAAGCAGUUCCAGAUGUAGGUUUAGAAGAUGAACAAUGA